Nothoprocta perdicaria is the source of this 4700-nucleotide messenger RNA. It is a transcript of the gene DNAJC16, whose product is annotated as DnaJ heat shock protein family (Hsp40) member C16. Lineage: Eukaryota; Metazoa; Chordata; Aves; Tinamiformes; Tinamidae. The transcript is spliced from 14 exons. Bases 1 to 2667 code for a protein of 888 amino acids. The record is from RefSeq and is a predicted model, not a curated record.
AUGGCGCGCGCCGGAAGCGCCUCCUCCUCCACUAUGGCACCUCUCUCCUCCAUCAUGGCGCCUCCUCCUCCACCACGGCGCCUCCCUCCAUCAUGGCGCGCGCCGGAAGCGCCUCCUCCUCCCCCAUGGCGCCUCCUCCCCCACCACGGCGCCUCCCUCCAUCAUGGCGCCUCCUCCUCCACCACGGCACCUCCCUCCAUCAUGGCGCCUCCUCCUCCAUCAUGGCGCCUCCCUCCUCCAUCAUGGCGCGCGCCGGAAGCGCCUCCUCCUCCCCCCCAUGGCGCCUCCUCCUCCUCCAUGGCGCGCGCCGGAAGCGCCGCCGCUGAGGGGCCGCUGACGGCGGACAUGGCGCCGCGGCGGCCGCUCCUCCUGCUCCUCCUCGUGCUGCUCGCGGCCGCCCUCCGCGCCGCCGCCGAGCUCGACCCGUACGCGGUGCUGGGCGUGCGCAGGGGCUGCAGCCAGGCGGACAUCAAGAAGGCCUACAAGCGGCUGGCGCGCGAGUGGCACCCCGACAAAAACAAGGACCCAGGAGCUGAAGAUAAAUUUAUCCAGAUUAGCAAAGCCUACGAGAUUCUCUCCAAUGAGGAAAAGAGGGCAAACUUUGAUCGCUAUGGGGACGCUGGCGAGAGCCAGGGCUACUCUCAGCAUCGCCAGUUCCAUCACUUCCACGAAGGCUUCUAUUUUGACGAGUCCUUCUUCCAUUUCCCCUUUAAUUCGGAGCGGCGCGACACCUCCGAUGAGAAGUAUUUGCUUCAUUUCUCACACUAUGUCAAUGAAAUUGUGCCGGAUAGUUUCAAGAAACCUUACCUCAUUAAGAUCACCUCAGACUGGUGUUUCAGCUGCAUCCACAUUGAGCCCGUGUGGAAAGAAGUUGCUCAGGAAUUGGAGGUGCUUGGAGUGGGAAUUGGAGUUGUUCAUGCUGGCUAUGAGAGACGCCUUGCGCAUCACCUUGGUGCACACAGCACGCCAUCGAUUCUAGGUCUGAUCAACGGGAAAAUAACGUUCUUCCACAACGCCGUCAUUCGUGAAAACCUGCGGCAGUUUGUGGAGAAUCUUCUGCCAGGGAAUCUCGUAGAAAAGGUUACAGAUAAAAACUACAUCCGCUUUCUGUCUAACUGGAAGAAGGAAAAUAAGCCCCAUGUCCUUUUGUUUGAUCAUAUGCCACUUGUGCCCUUAUUAUACAAGCUGACUGCCUUUGCAUACAGAGAUUACUUGUCCUUUGGUUACGUGUAUGUCGGACUCAGAGGGACUGAAGAGUUGUCCAGUCAGUACAACAUCAACGUUUAUACUCCUACCAUGAUGGUCUUCAAGGAGCAGAUUGACAAACCCGCUGAUGUUGUGCAGGCCCGAGACAUGAAGAAGCAGCUCAUUGACGACUUCCUUUCCCAGAAUAAGUUCCUCAUGGCAGCCAGGCUCACCAGACAGAAACUGUUCCAGGAGCUGUGUCCUGUGAAGAAGUUCCAUCGCCAGCGAAAGCACUGUGUGGUCUUACUUACCAGAGAAGGUGAUAAGUUCUCUGAGGCUUAUGAGGCAUUCCUGACUUUUGCUGUGGCCAACACCAAAGACUCCCUGAGGUUCGUGCAUAUCUACAAUGAUCGUCAGCCAGAAUUUGCAGAUGCCUUCCUGGGGGAUGACGAGAAGUAUCAGGGCAAAUCAGCUGUGGUCAUUUUGGAAAGGCGCAACGAUGCAGGGAGAGUUGCCUACAAAACCUUGGAAGAGGCCUGGCAAGGCAGCAGAGAAGACAAUUUCAUCCUCCUGGAUCUUCUUGAUCAGCUGAGGACAGAUCCCAGUUUUCUCUCCUCAGACACUGUCCUGACAGACCUGAAUGAUGAACUUGCUCCCAUGUUCCUUAUCCGCUGGUUUUACUCCACGCUGGAUUACAUCUCAGACUGCUGGGACAGUUUGUUUCAUAGUAACUGGCGAGAAAUGAUGCCCCUGCUGUCCCUGCUCUUCUCUGCGCUCUUCAUUCUUUUUGGCACCGUUAUUGUUCAGGCUUUCAGUGACUCAAGUGAUGCAAGAGACUCUCCUCCAGCUGAGAAAGAAGAAACAACCACAAAGGCUGAAAAGAAUGAUACGAGCUUCAGCAAAGAGAGUAACAGUAGGGUUCCCAAAAAGGGCUUUGUCGAGGUGACUGAGCUAACGGACAUCAACUACAACAGUAACUUGGUACGCCUGAGACCAGGCCACAUGAACGUCGUCUUGAUCCUUUCCAACGCAACUAAAACCAGUCUGCUGCAGAAGUUUGCCCUGGAAGUCUACACAUUUACAGGGAGCAGCUCUCUUCAUUUCUCCUUCCUCAACCUGAACAAGCACCGUGAGUGGCUGGAGUACUUGCUAGAGUUUGCGCAGGACGCGGCCCCCAUCCCAAACCAGUACGACAAGCAUUUCCUGGAGCGCGAUUACACGGGCUACGUGCUGGCGCUGAACGGCCACAAGAAGUACUUCUGCCUCUUCAAGCCGCCCAGAUUGGCGGACGAGGGGGGAACGCUAGGAGCGUGCGAGGAUUACGAGUCCUCGCUACACACAGAAGCCAGGGGGAAAUCCUCCUGCAGCCCGGGAUCUAGAUCCCUUAAAAACAAAUUGCACAAAUUGUCCUUUUGGAUGGAACGCCUUCUAGAGGGUUCCUUACAGCGGUUCUAUAUCCCUUCAUGGCCUGCACUAGACUGAGGGAGUUUAAAGAGAUUCUAAACACAGACUUUUUAUGGAGAUGACAAGGGACAGUUCUUUCCAGGAAUAAACUGUCAAUCACAAUGAACCAACCUUAGGUUUUAGAUGAACUCUCCUAGGGCCAGCAAAUAGAAAUAUCUCCCUGUGUCUGAAGCCUAGGAGUACAAUGAAAUGCUCCGAAAGUCCCUCUACCAAAUCGUCCUUGCAUUUGGAUACUCUACUCUUGAAGACAAAAACAAGGCCGUUUUUCCUUCUUCUCCUACCGCAUCUGCUUCCCGAGUCACCUCCGUUCCGUCUCGCCUUAGCUGACGAAAAGCUGCGACUCCUCUGCUGCGGUGACUCCGGGCAGCCUGAACGCAGCCUGUAACGCAGCUCAGGUCGUGGCUUCUCUCCCUUCCCCUGUGCUUAGCCCAUGGUGCAUGGUGUAACACCGUCGAGACCCAUCAGACCCUCCCAGGCUCCGCCGCAGGUUCGGAAAGGCCUCCCGUUGGGUGCUCAUACUUUCGGGCUUUCCCUGUGGUAAGUGGUGUAGAUUAUGGUCGGGAGCAUCUCCCUCGUAGCAAACUAGCUGGGUCUUACCUGUGGUGCGGGCUUGUAGGCGAUCUGCAUGUUUCAUGCUCCUUGUGUAAUAGUUCCACGUGCAGCUUCACCAGCAAAACCAUAGCCAGGGAGGGACAGGGUUUUGCACAGCCCUAAAUGCUGUAAAGGUGUCAAGCCAUUUAAAUGUCACGUUGUUUUCCCGGAUGCCUUUCUGCUUCUGUCAAUUCUAGACUAUGUAUCUUAGAGCCAUAACUUUAAUCGUGUCCUCCAGUUGUAGGCAUAAGCUGCUAUGAGCCAGUAGAUGUGUAAAAGAAACUUUAAAUAGCUGCUAGGGAGUCAGUUUAGACUCCUUUCAAACAACGUUACAUCCGUAGUACAAACCAACCUUUCUUUGUAUCAAGGAACUUAAUUUUCACAAUGAUUGUAUUCUUGAAACGUUGCCCCAGAAGUGCUGUAUCAUCAGACCGUCUUUUAUGUGUGAAACUAGUUUUGUUUUAGGCGUGGGUUUAAAGGUGCUUGGUUUCAGCAUCUCAACUGUUUUUGUCCUUUCAACCUUUAUUUCUUAAUGCGCAGGCUGCCUUGUUUUGCUUUGCCUUUUUUUCUUUUUUUUCUCCUUUUUGUUUUCUCACCACUUGGUCUGCAUAAGGUUAGAAGAGUUACGGAGCUGGGUUAAUGCUUUGCUCCCAGAGUGCCCAGUGUCCAUUUUUACCUGUGGAGAGGUAAGGUGGGAAGCGGCAGCUGCUUUCUGCCCCUCAACCAAUAAAGCAAAGCAGAAGGGUUUCUUGGCACAACCAGGACUGUAAACCUGGGGCACUUUUACUUCCUUGCCGCUGCUCCUGCGGAGACACCGUUUCCGUUGCUGCUACUUGCUACAUCUCUCUGCAUAAAGCUCUUACAUGCGCUCAGUGCAAGAAACAAAGACUUUGGAAAUAGUGAGUUGCAUGUUAGGCUAGGUGACUGCCCAAUUUCCACAUUCUCCUCCAGGCUGACUUUACGUGGGGACCGUGAACCUCAUCAUAAAGCACUUCUGCCAAGGUAAAUACAGGCUCACUCUAUCCCUGCCUUUGUAUUUACCAUAUUACCAGAGCAGCUGUUUUUUAGGGAUAAAUGUGCCCUUCCCAGAGAUAUCUGCUGCUCCCAGAUUGAGCUCCGGGAAUGCUCAGGUCCUUUUGCUGCCCACAUUACCUCAUUGCUCACAAAAUCCUGGCUUGUUGCAUUCCUCCCUAUGCAUUGGUGAACUUUGACCACCAACAGGUAUCUCAAGCAACAUGUAUAAUGUACAAUAAUAAAUAAAGGCAAAGAUAACUGCUGCUGGCCUCUUAUGUGAGGUUCCUUGAAUUUAGCUCAGCAGUCUGGGCGGCAGCUUAUGUGACUGCAUGCAAAGAGCCCUAAGAUAACGGCGAGGAAGAAGAGGUUUUCUCCUGGCGAAGGAGAACAGUGAGGCUCAGGCGUAUCGCUGAACUUGGAGGUAGAGAGGGGAUGAAACGUGGGCC